CGCGCGUGCGCAAAGGAAAGCAGACGGCGGACGUGCGCGAUAGGGCGUCAAGUGAUUUAAAUAUGGCAGCGACAGCGGACAUAUCGCGGCUCACAAUAGGAGGAAAUAACACGAGGGACAUUUUUGCUCUGUUGUGCAAAGCCAAGAGAAAGAAGAAGAAGAAGAAGAGGGACUUGUCACAAGUCGAUGACGGCCGGGCAAAGGGGCACGAGAAGAAAGUGAAGCUCCGUCCUCCUCAUCCUCACGAGCACCCCAAGUCGCAUCUCUUAGAACACCAUCCUCAUCCUCACAACUUGAGCGCGGGUGAGCAUGUCCUGCCUGGAAGCCAUCAUCGCCAUCUCACCAAGAAGAACAUGCGUCGCCCUCCUCCUCCUCCUCGUCAUACUGCUGCUGCGCCGAGGAAGAUACAUGAGCAUCUUCCCGAGCAAGGACAUUUGUCUUCCGAACCAACCAAUCUCUUCACUUUUCCACCUCCCAAACAAUCUGAGUGCAAAGAUACGAGGGACGGUCACUUGAAGAUGAAAAUCAAGACGGAAAAUGCUUACGCAAACAUGGGAUACGCAGAUGUAAAGAACGAUACAGAGUCCAGGACCCACAAAGUGAAUGGGACAUCUCUAACACUGGAGGAAUACAUCCGGAAGAAGGAAAAGAAGAAGCACCAUGAAAGGGAGCGGAGCGCCAAGAAGAUACGACAAAUGAGCAACAAAGCUGUUCAAACGAUAUGUUCGGAAUCGGGACGAGGUCAGCGUGAUCCGUCUACAUGCGGCAGCAUCAAGCAAGAACAUCUUUGCCAGCCUGGCAGAGAUGCUCCAAACCUCCAGCGGCUUGACCUCCAUUCUCUCGCCCCCUUUCUAUCUCAUCAAGACCAACACAUCCGCAGGUCCUUCUUGCAAACAGGCAGCUCCUAUGGUCGCUUUAUGCACGAGGAAAGGCAAGCCAAUGGCGGUGCGUCGGUCCUGCACGCCUACGCCGAUGAGCUGGCCUGUCUCAGUCCAGCUCAGAUGGAGUGCUUUUCCCAGGAAUUUCUUCAGUUGGCUUUUGCCGAGAAGCAAAGGGGUGCGGCUUCUUACGCCUUGGCAGUGGUGCAUAGUGUGGCCGCCUACCUACCUGACUUCCUCGACUACUUUGCCUUUAACUUCCCCAAUACACCGGUCAAAAUGGAGAUCCUGGGCAAGAAAGACAUUGAAACUACAACAAUUGAUAACUUUUACUCUGAGGUAUGUCAAAAUAUAAACAGGGAAAUCCUGCACUUCAUAGAGCAACAGGUGAACCGCACAUACAGUUCCGGAACUUACCGGGCCGGACCCAUGAGACAGAUCAGCUUGGUGGGAGCCGUGGAUGAGGAAGUGGGAGACUAUUUCCCAGAAUUCCUAGACAUGUUGGAGGAAUCACCAUUACUGAAGAUGACCCUUCCGUGGGGAAGCCUCUCCAGCCUGAAGCUGGACUGUCGCUCUCAGAGCGACGAUGGGCCCAUUAUGUGGGUGCGACCAGGAGAGCAAAUGGUGCCAACUGCGGAUGGGUCCAAUUCAACUUUGAAACGCCGCAGGUCCACAAAGGAGAUAAAAAAUCUCCACUACCUGCCAAGGGCGAGCGAGCCUAGAGAGGUUCUGUUUGAGGACCGCACCAAGGCCCAUGCUGACCAUGUGGGCCAGAGUUCUGACUGGCAAAGCACUGCUGCUGUGGGAGUGCUGAAGGCCGUGCAUUUUGGAGAACGGAAUAAUCAACCUCGUGUAACCAAAGAUGUUGUAUGUUUCCAUGCGGGUGACUUUAAUAAAGUUGUGCAACAACUGCAACUGGAUCUUUGCGAGCCUCCAGUAUCUCAGUGUGCACAGUGGCUGGAUGAUGCAAAGCUCAACCAACUGAGAAGAGAAGGCAUCCGCUACGUCCGCUCCCAGCUGUGUGACGACGACGUUUAUUUCAUCCCACGGAACGUCAUCCACCAGUUCAAGACGGUGUCCGCAGUCUGCAGCCUGGCCUGGCACAUCCGGCUCAAACAUUACCACCAGGAGGAGCGAGGCGAGGAGUCAAAAGAGGAGCUGAGACCCAGCAAUGUUAGCCCCUUUUCAGACCGUGUCGACUCCACCCACCCUUUUUGUCUGCAUGUGCCCUGCGAUUGACUGGCGACCAUUUCAGGGUGUAGCCUGCCUCUUGCCCAAAGUCAGCUGGGAUAGGCUCCGACUAUAGAAAAUUGAUUUGAUUCUGGUAGUUACAAGGUUUAUUUUACAUUUAGAAAUGGACCCUACAUUCUGGUCUUUGAUUUGGUGCUUCAGCAUUGCUCCAUGAAGUCACUGAUGACAUUGUAGUGGUUUAUUCACCUGAUUUCUUUGCGGGCAGUGUGAGUUCAACUCCCAUGCAGUAACAGUGUGAAUGUGAAUGGUGUCUGUCUACUGUAUAUGUACUAGCGACUUGUCCAGGGUGUCGUUAGCCUUUCGCCAAAAUUCAGCUGAGAUAGGUUCCAGCUCCUGGUGACCCAGACCAGGAUAAGCUGGACAGAAAAUGGAUGGAUAGAAGGUUUGCUCCAUCUCCAAAACCAUCUGAGUGACAGAGGUCAGGUAAUGUAGAAUAAUGAACGUUCAAAAGAACUUUGAGAUGGAUAGAUACAUAGUUAUUUAUUUUAGACGAGCACUUAAUGUAAUUUGUAUUUGGCAUUUUAUACUUUUUCAACUGUACUGAUAAUAUGAUAUGUUAUUUAUUGUCUUUUAUUGUUCUAAAUGAAUGAACAUUUUAUAUACCUGUAUAGCCAGUGACAAUAAUUUUGUACUUGUGUCUACUGGUUAGCAAGUUAGACUCAGUAAUAAAUAUAAAUUGUGAA
This is a messenger RNA of Phycodurus eques (leafy seadragon), 2812 nucleotides long. Its product is annotated as lysine-specific demethylase 9. Lineage: Eukaryota; Metazoa; Chordata; Actinopteri; Syngnathiformes; Syngnathidae. The transcript has 7 exons. Gene Ontology annotation, cellular component: nucleus. The coding region runs from base 63 to 2117 and encodes 684 amino acids. The record is from RefSeq and is a predicted model, not a curated record.